CUUGGAUCAAAGAAGGGGAUGCAAACACUGCCUAUUUCCAUAAAUUUGUAAACAGCAGGAGAAAAAAGAAUAUGCUUCAUGGGGUUAACAAUCAAGGCUCUUGGAUUGAUGAUCCUAUUCAGGUGAAACAGAUUGUUUACGAUCACUUUAAAAGCCAAUACUCAUCACAGUCUACUCAACAAGUACAACCAUCUUUUGACCAUUUGCAGUUUUGUCGAUUAUCAGAAGAGGAUAGAAUAUUGCUGGAAGUUGAGUUUACAGAUGAUGAAAUUAGAGAAGCAGUCUCCUCAUGUGCAAGUGACAAAGCCCCAGGACCCGAUGGAUUUAACUUUCACUUCAUCAAGUCGGCAUGGGGUACAGUAGGGGCUGAUAUAAUCAACUUCAUCAAAGAAUUCCACCAGAAUGCAAGAUUGGUCAAGGGAAUUAAUUCCUCAUAUAUCACACUUGUGCCUAAGAAGAAAAACCCCACUUCCUUGAAGAGGAAGGGCAUUAUAUUCAAGGCUGAUUUUGAAAAAGCAUUUGAUUCUGUGGAUUGGGGAUAUCUUGAUAAAAUGCUUUCCUUUUUGGGUUUUGGUGAGAAAUGGCGAAGCUGGAUUAACGAGUGCUUAAGGUCUGCUUCCAUCUCAAUUCUUGUCAACGAUAGCCCAACCGAGGAAUUCAAUAUGCAGAGAGGUUUGAGACAGGGAGAUCCCCUUUCUCCCUAUUUAUUCCUUAUUGUGGUUGAAGGUUUUCAUGCUCUUCUCCUUGAAGCAGAAAAAAAAGACGUCUUUAAGGGAGUGGUGAUUGAUGAUAAAACUUCUAUUUCUCACCUCCAGUUUGCUGAUGAGACUGCUCUGGGAAAACUCCCUUCAUUUACUUGGGGCUCCCUUCAUUCUUUUUGGAAGCCAAUGAUUGAAAAGUUCCGAUCAAAAUUGGCAUCUUGGAAAGGAAAGCUUCUUUCAAUCGGUGGUCACAUCACUCUUCUCACGUCAGUACUUUCUGCUCUACCUCUAUUCUACUUCUCUAUCUUUAAAGUUCCAAAAGGCAUCUUAAAAGAGCUCAUUAGAAUACAAAAGAACUUCUUAUGGGGGAACUCAGAUGAGUCUAAGAAGAUUGCAUGGGUAAACUGGGAAAGGGUAUGUCUAGCAAAAAAUAAGGGUGGCCUUGGCAUCCCAAACCUUGCUAUUAAAAAUAUUGCCCUUUUAGGAAAGUGGUGGGAUAAGUUUUAUGAUGAUGCUGAAAAUGAGAAAUUGUGGACGAAGAUAACUAUUAGCAAGUACUAUAGUGGCACUUCAACUGUUUCAAUCUCCAACACUACAUCUUCAAAAAUAUCUGCAAUUUGGAAGGAUAUUUUAUCUAUUAGCAGGGAUUGUGAAAGAAAUACCAAGUGCUUCUCUGAAGGUUUCUCUCGUCAGCUUGGUGAUGGAUAUGGAACCAGAUUUUGGAAAGAUGCCUGGGUGGAAACUUCUCCACUAAUGCUUGUUUUCCCUCGACUAUUCAAGCUCACUCUUAGCGAGAACUUAUUGGUGGCUGAUCUAAAACCCACCAAGGGUGAGGGAUGGAUUCUCCAAUGGCGCAGACCCCCUUUUGGAAGAGAAUUAGAUGAGCUUCAAAUCUUGGAAGAUAUCCUGCAAAAUGUCAACAUCUCUGUAGGAAAAUCAGAUCAAAUUAUAUGGAAGCACUGCCCUACUGGUUAUACUACAAAAAUGGCAUAUCUUUUUCUUGACAUGUCUCCCCCUUGUCUAGAUAUAUUCUACUGCAAGUUAAUAUGGAGUCAUCUUAUACCCACAAAAGUCAAUGUCUUCUCUUGGCGUCUUCUAUUAAAUCGCCUUCCCACAAAGGACAAUCUCAUCCAACGUGGUAUUGACUUAGCAUCUAGAUCUGGUUGUGUGCUAUGCCCUCGAUCUGCUUACUCAGCUUUGCUCACUGCCAGUCCCUCAAGAUGUUAAAGAUUGUUGGGUCCUCUCCAUAUUUACUACUGCUUGGGCCAUCUGGUAUUUUAGAAAUGGAAUUGCUUUCAAUAAACUUGAAUGGGAUGA
Molecule: messenger RNA, 2018 nt
Organism: Rubroshorea leprosula
Lineage: Eukaryota; Viridiplantae; Streptophyta; Magnoliopsida; Malvales; Dipterocarpaceae
Source: the annotation of a GenBank genome assembly